UCACUUUUCACAUGCGUCCGGUGGAACUUAAAUCUCACCUUUAAUUCUUAAAAACGUCCGUGCUGAUAAUUUUUGAGAAGUGGCUAGUUGAGUGAGGUAGAAUCUUUUUAGACAUUGUACCUUGACCACAUAGACUUCUUCACAUAGGACAUGUCUACUGGAUGCAGCUAAGAUGGCCAUCGCUAGCAGCUUUGCUUCCGAUAAUCUUCGGAUUAUCAUUUUUGCUGCGUUUUGCAUUGGUUGCUUCCAGAUCACAGCCAGCCAGCAGCAUGAUGAAAAUGAACAUGAUGAAAUGGGAAUGAUGGCUGCCCAUGAAUUCGAUGAAGUGGAUGUACAGUGCUCGGAACCUCCCCCUCCUAUGCACGCGAAUAUGCAAUGUUUUAAGCACAAGACCAAGAAAAACAAAUACGUGUGCCGGGCAAAGUGUAAUCGUGGUUUCCAGUUCCCGAAUGGAAAUCAAACGAUGCGCCAUAUGUGCGACUUGACCACCGGAAAAUGGAAUAAAUUCAAUUUUCCUGACUGCAUACGUAUUUGUGACCCUGCCUGUGAACAUGGAGGUGCUUGCACUGAAGAGAACUACUGUGUUUGUACUCCAGAAUACAGAGGAGACCGAUGCCAAUACGAGGUUUCUUUGUGUGAUCCAAAAAUUGGCCUUCACGUAUCAGGCGAAUGGAUUUGCAACAGCUCACACACAGAUACACGGUGUGUCCUGAAAUGUCCACAAGGAACAAGGUACGAGACCCAGCCGGCCGAUCUGUACAUUUGUAGCUUAGAUGGAGCUUGGACACCCAGUUUUGCGCCGAAAUGCAUUCCAAUCAAUGUCAUCGAGCCACCAACUGUGCAGCAUUUUUAUGCAAUUUCUGGUGGUGAGCCUACUCAGUCAAAAAUUCCAGCUACUACUGUUUGUUCCACCUGGAGUUCCAAUCACUAUCGCACGUUCGAUGGUGGGAUAUACAGUUUUUCUAGUCCUUGCACAUACCUGUUCUCCAAGGACUGCGAACAGGACACAUUCGCCAUCCAUGUCCAAAAUGGACAGCCAUGCCCUUCCUGGACAUCGUGCCCCACUGCUAUAAUAAUCUAUAUUGGUUCCGAGGAGUAUGUAUUAAAAGGCAGUGAAGGAGGCGCUUACAUUAUGAAUAAGGAACAGAAAUAUGAAGUUCCUGCUGCCGUCGAUGGAUUGUUGCUUCAGAUGCUUUCUGAAUUUGUGACGGUCAGCAGCCCUUUGGGGUUCAAGUUAAAAUGGAAUCUGAAGAAUACAAUACUCUUGGAAGUGUCCACCCCCCUAAAGAACCGAACUUGUGGAUUAUGCGGAAAAUUUGAUGGUUUGGUUGUGAAUGAUUUCGGAACUUCGGAUGGCAGCAUCACCGACAGCGUUGAAAGUUUUGUGGACAGUUGGGCUAUGGAAAACCUCGGAGAAAAAUGCGAAGGUAAAGCUGUGGUGAAAGACGCAUGUUCAGAAAACAAGGAUAAAGUCGAAGAGGCAGUGGCAAACUGUCAAAUAAUUUUUGAUGACAAAUUUUCAUCGUGCCAUCAGCUGGUGAAUCCUAAACCUUAUUUCGAAACUUGCAGAAUGGAUUACUGCGGUUGUGAAUCAGAAGCAUCUUGCCAUUGUAGUUCUCUAGCAGAAUAUUUCCGUGAGUGUGUUCGACUCGGAGGAUCUUUACCUGGUGGUUGGAGAAAUAACGAUCUCUGUCCUUUGUCUUGUCCGUUUGGAAUGGUCUACAAAGAUUGCGGCAGUUCCUGUCCACAGACCUGCCGAGGUACUGUCUAUGACUGCGAGGACGACCGCUGCGUCGAUGGUUGUCACUGUCCGGAAGGGACAGUUCUUCACGACAUGCAGUGCAUUGAAAAAGCCAGUUGUCCUUGCCUUCAUAAUGAGAAGGAAUAUCAUAACGGUGAAAGAAUCAUCCAGGAUUGCAAUGCAUGUGAAUGUAACGCUGGAAAAUGGCGGUGUACAGAAGAACAGUGUGGAGCCAGGUGUUCAUCCACAGGUGAUCCUCACUACAUAACUUUCGACGGGUACAGCUACGAAUACUUAGGAAGUUGUCCGUAUUACCUGGUAUUCAACGAAAACUUCAACGUGGUGCAAGAAUAUGGACCUUGCUCGUCUCAGGCAGGGCCCGAACAAGCUACCGAUUCAAUGUUCUGCACUCAGUCCGUCACAAUUGAAUAUGGAGGAGGGUCCCUGGUGCUGCAACCUGGCUUCAUAGUUACUUUCAACUCCAGACCUGUAGAUCUACCCUUCUCAGAAAUGGGUAUAUAUGCAGCUAUGGCAACAGAUAUAUUCUUAAAAGUAAGACUAGACAAUGGAUUGUCAGUAUUGUGGGAUGGAAAGAAUAGAAUCUACAUUGAUGCGCCGUCAUCUCUUUAUGACCAAACGAUGGGUCUUUGCGGCACCUUCAACAAUAAUCAAAACGAUGAUUUUAUGACUCCAGAAAAAGACAUAGAAGCAGACGUCGCAACUUUUGUUUCAAGAUGGCAAGCUUCGGAUAAAUGCUACAGGAGGGCACGACGAUCAAUGAGAAGAACUCCAUGUGAAAUGCAGCCACAAAAACUUGCGGAUGCAGAUCAGCUGUGCUACACCUUGAAGUCUGCCAUGUUUUCAAAUUGCCACGGCGAAAUUGAUCCUUAUGCCUUCUACAAGAGCUGCGUCAAUGACCUUUGUAUGUGCGGAGAGAAUCUCGAAGAAUGCUUGUGCCCGAUCCUGGCCGACUACAGUUUAGCUUGUGCGAGGAAAGGCAUUGUUAUGGAUUGGAUAGACAGAGUACCAAUCUGCCAGCCCCAAUGUACUGGUGGUCAGAUUUAUAAAGAGUGCGGGGAUCCUUGCACUAGUACGUGUGCUGCCGUUGCAUCUGAACUCGAGUGCGAUUCGCAAUGUGUGCAAGGCUGCAUUUGUCCCGACGGCACGGCUCUCAACAGUGAAGGAAUCUGCGUUGCUGUUGACCAGUGUCCAUGUUUAUUCGAAGGCAAAGAAUUUCCCUCCUUAGACAUCACGGUGAAAGGCACAGACAUAUGCAAAUGCCUGAAUGCUAAGUGGGAAUGCAGACCGGGGAGUGAGGAGGAACUAAAAGCUUUGAAUCCUGAGAAGCAAGUAAAUCCUCGAGCUAACCAUGCUUUAAAAUGUUUGGAGGAGUAUAACGAAGAAUAUACUGACUGCGCAGAACCAUGCCCACGAACUUGUCAAAACUUCCACCUACCAUCCAAAUGUCCAGCUGAGCAGUGCUUUCCUGGAUGCAAAUGCAAAGAAGGCUUCAUAUUCGACGCGGAACUACAGAAAUGUGUAGAAAUGAGUCAAUGUGGGUGCAUCCAUGGAAAUCGGAGAUACAAAGAAGGAGAAACAAUAAAGCAGUCAUGCAAUUUAUGCUCUUGUCGCCGCGGGCAGUGGCAAUGCACAGAACAAGUCUGUCCAGGAAUUUGCACAGCUUGGGGAGAAUCCCACUUCAAAACUUAUGAUGGUAAAAUCUUCGACUUCCACGGCGAAUGCGAGUACAUCUUGAGCAAAGGAAAGAUGUCUGAUGCCUCCUACACCCUCAUUGUUCAGAAUGUACCUUGCGGUACGAGUGGUAUCACCUGCAGCAAGUCUUUCACCUUAGAUCUGGGGGCAUUGAAACAGUCGAGAGGAGACACUAAUGAGGUUGUUGCCGAUGAAGAGAAACUGACCCUGACAAAGAACGACCCACUCCCGAAGAUGUCUCUCAAAUCUCGGUUCGUGGUUCUGGAAUCGGGUCUCUUCGUUCUCGUCUACACUGAUAUCGGAAUCACUCUGCGUUGGGAUAGAGGGACACGAAUUUACGUCACCUUGGAUCCAAAAUGGAGAAACAGGGUAAAUGGUCUUUGUGGCAAUUUCAAUGAUGACCAAGCAGAUGACUUCUUGACGCCAUUCGGCGGCAUUCCGGAAGCAAGAGCAUCCACUUUUGCAGACAGCUGGAAAAUCCACGAAUUCUGCCCUGGACCUGUAGCGAUAGAAGACACUUGCGCCAUCCAUCCCGAAAGAAAAGGCUGGGCACAACAGAAGUGUGGAAUUCUGAAAAGUGAUGUCUUUGAGCCAUGCCGCACUGCCGUCGCAAUGGAACCUUUCUACGAAAGAUGCGUUUUCGAUUCGUGUGGCUGCGAUAUGGGAGGCGAUUGCGAUUGUCUUUGCACGGCGAUUGCAGCCUACGCACAAGAAUGCAGCAUCCAUGGAGUUUCGAUACGAUGGAGAUCCCAAGAGCUUUGCCCAAUCCAAUGCGAAGAAUGUGCUACUUAUGACAGUUGCAUACCAUCAUGCCCGAAGAAAACUUGCGAGAACGAAUACCGGUAUGGUAGAAUCGAAGAAGCAUGCUCGAAUGAUUUCUGUGUGGAGGGCUGCAAUCCUAAACCCUGUCCUGCUGGUCAGAUCUACAACAACGAAGUCGAAUACAAGUGCAUACCAGAAGUGGACUGCGUGGUACCAUGCUUGGAAGUGAACGGUGUCAUCUAUAAUGAAGGUGACAGAGUAACAGACCUGGAAGUUGCAGACCCAUGCCAGUCAUGUCAUUGCCAUAGAGGUUCAAUCCAGUGCACGGGGAGCCGCUGCGUUAAACAGGAACCGCUCCGUCCUUGCUUGAAGACUGGUUGGACUCCGUGGAUGAACACGCCUUCUUUUGUAGGAGGAGAUUUCGAAGAACUGACCAGUCCUUCUCUAAAGGCCACUUACGAGGAAUUUUGUGGUUUUACCAACAUGACCACCAUUGAAUGCAGAGUUGCAGAAACUAAAAUAUCAGCACAAGAAGCUGGACAAAAUGUCAUCUGUGAACUUCCAACUGGACUGGUAUGUGUUGAUACUGACCAAAAUGGACGAAUUUGUGAGGACUAUGAAAUUCGAAUGUAUUGUGACUGCGGUCCUAUGCUCGAAACAACAACUUUACCCCCUGUAACUACACCCCUCAUCACACAACCACCUGAGUGUCAUGCAAAUGGCUGGACAGCAUGGAUGAGCUCAGUGUUGCCAAGCGAACAGGGUGAAUUUGAGACUUUAGAAAGACUCCGAGUUAAUCACAUAUUCUGUGCAAAUCAAGACAUCGAUGAUAUUGAAUGCCGCAGCACUAGAACGUGGAAGUACAUAACAGAAGAUACCAAUGAUAUAAUCUGCAAUAAAAAAGUUGGAUUUAUAUGCAAUGGUCCAUUAUGUGAUGAUUUUGAGGUUAGAGUUCAUUGCUACUGUGGUCCCGAAGAGACAACGCCUCUGGUCAUUCCAGAGACCACACCUGUGGCUCCCAAAUGCAUAUCAGAAUGGACGCAAUUCUACGACGUCGAUCAUCCAAGUGUCAGUGACGCUAGUGAUGACGAAACCAUAGAAAAUAUUGAACAAAAGGAAGGCCCAGUCUGUGAAGGAAGGAACAUCACGGAUGUAGAAUGCAAAGCCUACGUCAAUGGAGAGUAUGUUGACUAUUCGUCGCUGAAUUUAUUUGGACUGAAAUGCUCGAAGAAAACAGGAUUCGUCUGCGAAAAAUUCAUCAUUGGUGAAGAUUGUCCGAAUUUUAUGGUCCGCUUCUAUUGCUCUUGUGAACCAACUCCAGAAACAACUACAAAAUUGAUAACUACAACGACUACAACUGCAGCUCCAACAACUACAACGACUACUCCUGUGCCCAUAAAACCGGUUCCGGUUGAGUGCGGUUGGACGCCGUGGAUAAACACAGAUACUCCUGAAGAAGGAGAAAAUGACGAUGGAGACUUAGAAGAUUUAGCCACAAUACAAUACCUAUAUAAAACGUGUGGUGGUAAAGAUCUAGUGGACAUUGAAUGCCGAAUGGCCAGAACUCAUCACUCCUAUGAGCUGUCCCAACAACACAAUCUGAAGUGCGAUUUAGAACACGGAUUCGUCUGCCACAACCAAGAUCAAAUAGGAAAGUGCUACGACUAUGAAAUACGAUUGCUGUGCAUGUAUGAUUGGUGUUAUCCAAAAACUACACCUCCUACUACUACAACAACAACUACGCCCGCUCCAACCACUACAGCAAAUCCCUGUCCGGAUGGCCAAGUGUACGACGAAUGCGCCUAUAGUUGCAGUCAGAUGUGCUCUUCUUUCGCCAGCGAAACGGUGGAGAAGUGCAGUCUUCUUGAGAGUGGCUGCAUUCCUGCUUGUCGUCCCAUCGAUGGAUGCCAACUCCCUUAUGUCUGGAGAGAUUAUUUCCACUGUGUCCCAAAAGAUGAGUGUCCUUGUGUGUACACAGAUGAUAUUACAAAUGAAGUAAUAACUGCUGGUCCGAAAGCUGUUGUCUAUAAAACGUGUGAAAAAUGCCAGUGUUUAGAAGGUAAUUUACACUGUGAAAUAAUCCCAUUCUGUGGUGUUCAACCUCCAGUAAGAAGACUUAUCGAAAACAUUGAGCAGCCAGACUGCUGGACUAAGUGGGAAAGCAUAGACUAUCCAGAAGGUCCAGGUGAUCUCGAAAAGAUCAGCGAAUUUAGGAAAGUCUUUGAAUUUUGCGCUGAUCCCAUCAAGAUAGAAUGUCGCACAAUUGCAACUCAACAAAAACCAUCUGAUGUUGGCCAGAAUGUAAAAUGUGACCUGCAAACUGGCCUGGUCUGCUUUAAUAAAGAAAACGAACCGGAUGGCUGUUACGAUUAUGAAAUACGAUUCUACUGUCCGUGCCCAACCUUGCCACCUCCGACAACAACAAUCCCUCCUCCAACACUGGAACCAGGAGAAUGCCUUUACGGUUGGACCGAAUGGUUCAAUAAUCACUAUCCUGACGGCAGAGGGGACUACGAAAGCAUCCAAAGUUCAAGAGUGAAUCACAUCUUCUGUGCCAACGACAUGAUAUCGGCCAUCGAAUGCCGUAAAGCUGGUUCGCUGGAAACGGGCCUGCUUCAGCGCGGUGUAGAAUGCGAUUUGCAGGUUGGCGUAAUCUGCAGACAGGAAUCCCUGGGUGAACAAGAGUAUUGCUGGGAUUAUGAAGUCAGAUUCUUCUGUGACUGUCCGAUAUCGACUGUCGUUCCAUAUGAAAUACCUAUAACAACGACCGAACCUCCCCUUCUUAAAUCAUGCUCCUAUUGGUCACCAUGGAUCAAUGACCAUCACCCGAACGCUGGAAAGUCUGGCACUAAAACCGGUGUCAAAGGUGGAGGUACUUUUAUCCCGGGUGAUAGAGAAGUUGUCACUCCAGUGAAGCUGAGAAGAGACUACAAAUUUUGCUUAGAAGGUAUAAUAACUGAAAUAGAAUGUCGUGAAGCUGUAACUGACCUCUUUUAUACAGAAACUGGGGAUAAUAAACUGACUUGCAGUGUAAAAGGAGGAUUCCGCUGCAGAGGAAAAGAUCAAGAAUCAAAAAUUUGCAAAGAUUACAAAAUACGAUACUACUGCGCUUGUGAAGAAAUCACACCUUCUCCUACUCCGAUAAAAAUAUCAACUCCUGCUAUUCAUAUUGAACCUUGCACUGUAUACUACAACGCUAUAGAUGGACCAAAGCCUGUCCCAGAUAGUCAGCUCAAAGCUUCUACGAGCAAAGACUUUGAAAGUGGACCUCAAAGUGCCAGGUUGAGCUCUAUUUCUACAACCAGAUCCGCUGGUGCUUGGAUUGCCGGACAAAUUGAUGAUCGCCAGUUCAUUGAAGUGGACUUGGGCUUCAUUCAGCCCAUCUACGGUGUUGUAACCAAAGGCCGACACGGUCAUCCGGAAUGGGUCAAGUCUUACUUAGUACUUUACAGUAGAGACGGCAAUGCUUAUGCUUAUGUAACUGAAGACGGUAACAAUCCACAGAUUUUUACAGGAAACUAUGACAGCCAAACACCCAUAGAACAUGUUUUCAAUACUCCAUUUGAAGCUCGCUUUGUACGAAUACAGCCUCUCUCUUUCCAAAAAGAAAUAGCUUUAAGAUUUGAUGUACUUGGUUGUGCAGAAGGCAUGACUACACCUCCGGUUUACACCACUUCGGCUCCUAUUUGCACUGCUGAAAUGGGUCUUCGCAAUGGAACCAUAAAGGACCGUCAAGUGACCACGUCCAGCAACCGAAAUCCAAGCUCGGACGAACGAUACAUUCGCCUCAAAACAAUUCAAACCGACGAUCAUGCCGGUGGCUGGGUGGCUGGAGAACUGGAUGAAUAUCAGUUUGUGCAGGUUGAUUUUGUUACCCCACAUGAAAUUACUGGAAUCAAAAUUCAGGGGCGUGAUUCCGUGCCCCAGUGGGUUACUGCCUUCACCGUUAGCUACAGCCAAGAUGGAAAUUCUUGGGAUUAUAUCACAGAUAUCACAGGAACUGAAAAAAAGAUAUUCCCUGGAAAUUAUGAUAGUGAUACUAUUGUUGAAGUAUAUUUUCCAUAUCCGAUCAGAACCCGCUACGUACGCAUUAACCCAGCUGGCUGGGAAAAUUGGAUCGCACUUCGUUUAGAAAUCUUGGGAUGUUUUGAACCUGAUAAAGUUUUAGCUAAUUUGAGUACAACUGUGGAACCGCCAUUUAUAGAAGCCUGUUUCGAGCCCAUGGGUUUAGAAAACCACCAACUUCCCGAUACUCUGAUUUCUGUCUCUUCUUCUGCUGGUCCAGGAAGCGAUAAAUCUAGACUUAGACUGAACACUCAUUCGGACGAACAAGGUACUGGUGGCUGGAUUGCUCAUAAGGAUGACUACAAGCCAAUCAUUGUAAUUGAUUUCACGGGAGAAAGAAACCUGACAGCCAUAGAAACACAAGGUCUCGAAGAUGAAGAUUAUUGGGUCAUGAGUUAUUACGUGCACUAUAGUUCGGAUAAUGUGACAUGGGAAAAGGCAUACUCUGCUGAAACAGGAAAUUGGAUCUUUGAUGGAAACAGAGACCGUGACAGCAGGAAACUGCACAGAUUUACGGAGAUGAUUACAGCUCGUUUCCUCAAGGUGACCAUAGUCGAUUAUCAUACAUGGGCUGCUUUGAGAAUGGAAGUUUAUGGUUGCUUCAUUCCAUACGGAGAAGUCACUAUGCCACCACCACUCCUCAUUACUGAAACAGAAUUUUGCACCAUCUUGGGUCCAUGGUUGAGUUUAUCCGAUCCGGCUUCGAACCCCUACGGUGAUGAAGAACAAAUUGAUCAAAUUAUUGCGGCUUCAAAAAUAUGUGGUAACCCAUUCGAAAUUGAAUGCAGGUCUGCUGUGACCAAGAAAGAUUAUUCAGAAACAGGUCAAAUUGUCACCUGCGACACACAGCAAGGACUUUUGUGUCUAAACCAAAAUCAGAAUUCGGGUAUGUGCUACAAUUACGAAGUGAGGAUCAAAUGCUGGACUUGCGAAGCUGAAACGACUACCACUGCUCGUCCUCUUGUUUUGUGUCCCGAAGUGCCAGAAUCUUUGAAGGAAAACUGUCCUGUGUCUUGUCCUGAACAUCAUUCUUGUGACGGGUACGGCUGCGUUCCAGACAUCGAUUGUCCUUGUUUCAGAGAUGGAAAGAAAUUCAUACCUCCUAACAUACUGGUGACGAAAAAUUGCGACAAAUGUGAAUGCGUACUAGGAGGAUAUUCAAUGUGCAGUCCUAUAAAUUGUUCAAGCUGUCUCCAGGGUCAGAAGUCUGAGUUGGAUGAGUAUUGCGAAUGUCGGUGCAUUGGUUGCCCCGAUGGAACAAUUACGUGUCCUACCAAUGGCGCAUGCGUCAGUGAAUUCCAAUGGUGCGAUGGCACGGAGGACUGUCCCGAUGACGAAAUCAACUGUCCAACUACUCCUCCUCCAGUAACUACAACUACUACUAUUGCUCCAACGACAACCGAAGCUCCUAUUAUUUGUACUACCGAAUAUGCCGAUGCUACGGACACCUGCGAAAUGGUCUCGAAUAUGUUUGAAACUUUCGAUGGUCUGUACUACCAAUACGACAUAUGCGAUCAUCUCCUCAUGCGGGAAAAGUACAGCAAUCUGUACUCCGUUACAGUUCACAAGACUUGCUCUCCUGAUAAUGCCAAUUCCUGCGACAGAUACCUCAUCAUCACUGUGGAUAAUGUCGUACUCAAAAUAGGGCCUGGAGUAGAUGACGUGACAGUUCAGGAUACUCGAGUACCUGCAGAGAAUCUGUAUAUCGUCUCCCGAAGAUUCCAGGAUUUCGAACUCUUGAAAAAAGGAAAAUUCCUCGUUUUCAGUUCGAAAAAGUAUCAUUUUGAUGUCAUUUGGGAUGGCCUUCAGGAUGCCAGAAUCAUAGUGUCUCACUGCUUAAUGAACCAAGUAAUAGGAAUGUGUGGAUUCUACAACAAACAAGUGGAGGAUGAUCGUUCCACUCCAGACGGCACGAUAGUGAAAACUAACCAGGAGUUCGGAGAUAGUUGGAGCAAAGGACCGCUGGAGAGAUGCAUUCCACCCUCUUGUCCAGAAGUAUACAUGAAGAGGGCCAUCACCACCUGUCAAGUACUUCAGGAUGAACUGUUCAGUACCGCCUGCGCCGAUUAUUUGAAAAUGCAAUCCAGAGUUGAAACCUGCAUCAAUUAUAUGUGCGAAUGCCUCCAGCGCACCUCUCUAGACGCCAGAGUUUCAUCGGACGUGUUCUAUGAUAUCUACGACACUGGAAGCUGCAAGUGCCAGGCGUUUGAAAGCUUUGUGGAAGCAUGCGAGGCCGUGAAACGGGAACCUGUAUUGAACUGGCGACUCGAAUAUGACUGUACUCCAGAAUGUCCACCAGGGAUGGAGUGGCAAGAUUGCGGUCCUGGUUGCGAGCUGACCUGCGACAACUAUCGUGAGAAGGACACCUUAUGUGAUGCGGCCUGCACGCCCGGCUGUUAUUGCCCAUCGGGGACAGUUCGACACCACGAUAAAUGCGUCAAACCGAAGAUGUGUCAAGAUUGUGUAUGUAGGGGACAUGGAGAUCCAAAUUACAUAACAUUCGAUGGAAGAUACUACGCUUUCCAAGGAAACUGCACAUAUGUUCUGGCUCAACAUCUUACAUCAGAUGAUCAAGUAAAGAACUUUAGAAUUUUAGUCACUAACGUCGAAUGUCCAGAGGAGCCACAUACUUCAUGCGCAGCUGGACUGCAAAUAUUCUGGAAUGGUCACACCAUUGAAAAGUUUAAAAAUAAACCGGUUUACUUAGACAACGUUCCUCUGAAUAAAGAAGAUUCCCCGCUGGAUCGGGAUGGAAUCAGCGUCACUUACAUACCGAACAAAAGUACCAUCAUCCAUAUAAAAGCCAUAAAUUUGGCUGUCCGCUACUUUGACCAAAUGUAUGGAUUCAACGUUGAGUUACCAGCUUUCUUCUACUACAACAAAACCGAAGGACUCUGUGGUGUCUGCAACUUCAUCCAGUCGGAUGACCUGUACCACAGAAACGGUUACGUGACGGAUGACGUAGAAGACUUUGCAUACAGUUGGCUGGUGGAACCAAGAACAAGAGAGCAGUGCACGUUAGAGCGUGUCAUUAUGCCACCACCACCACCUGGUAUCUGUAAUUUUACAGUCAGCCCGUGCGAAGUAUUCUUGGAUCCUACGCUGUACUCCAAGUCUUGCCAAAAUGAUGUAACCUACAGUCAGAAGCCCGAAGCAUCCAUGUGCCGUUCAAAAUUCCAGUAUGCUCAACAGUGCUGCGAACGAGGCGUUUCUCUGGUUGAAUGGUUGAAAAUGAGUGGAUGCGAGAGUUCGUGUCCAGAAGGCAUGUACUUCGAGUGCACAUCAGCUUGCCAGAAGACUUGUGAAAAUUACAAAACAUUCCAAGAAAGUGAUUGCGAACUUAUGCCGCUGUACACCUGCAGAUGUCCCGAAGGACAAGUCAUGAAACUUGGUCAAUGCGUUGAUCCUAUUAUUUGCGAGACAUGCGAUGCUUUGGGACACAUCGUGGGAGAUGUUUGGAAAGUUGGUCCUUGUGAACAGUGUGAAUGCAUGUCUGACCUUUCAACAAGAUGUACAAUCAUGGAAUGCCCUGAACCUCCGAUAUGUAACGAAAAGCAGACCUUGAAGAAGAGGGAUCAAGCUCCAGAUACUUGUUGCGCUAUAUACGAUUGUGUUGAAGCAGUAGCUGAAGUUAUCUGCCCCGAAGCGAAAUUGCAAAACUGCAGUGAAGGACAAGCUAACGUUGUUUCUCAUGAAGAUGGAUGUCCAGUCUAUAAAUGCGAAUGUAAAAUGGAGUUGUGCCCACCAGUCACUCAGCCACAAGUGGAAGAGGGUGAGGUUACUUCCAUCGAGCAAGAAGGUUGCUGUCCUCACUACAGAGUCGAUUGCUAUCCGGAGAAAUGCAGCCUGCCUCCCAUCUGCGGGCCUGGUUUCAAAGUGAGCACUUUUGAGGGCAAAUGCUGCCUCAAGUACACAUGCGUGCCCAAGAAGAAUGUCUGCGUUUAUCGGUUCAAAUAUGAUGUGCUCGAUGGAGUCCAGGUCACUCUACCUGAAGGAGAAUCGCCAGAAGUUGAAUUUGAGGGCGGAUCAUCAUGGCAAGAUGGUCUUUGCCGAAAAUGUCGUUGCUCGACCGACAACGGAGUGACGCAGUACAGCUGUUCGGAAGAAUUGUGUCCAAAACUGGAGGAACUUCCCGAUUCAGAGAAAUAUGUCCGUGAAAUAAUACCCAUUCCUGGAGCCUGCUGUCCACAUUACCGUCGUUCUGCGUGCAAGAUGAAUGAAAUCGUGUACCAGAUUGGAGAAGAAUGGCCCUCUCCAGAUGGGGAUCCUUGCAAGUCAUACAAGUGUGUGGAGCACGAGGGAGAGGCGGGUAUCUUGGAGAAGAGAAUAAGAUGCGACAAGAACUGUCCCACUUUUGCUGAAUACGUGGAACCAGAGCCAGGGUCCGGAAAAUGCUGUGGAAUGUGUAAACCAACUGCUUGUGAAGAGAAUGGAGUAUCAUAUCAUCACGGCCAAAUCUGGAACUCCGUCACCAAACCUUGCUUUAAAGCAGAAUGCUUUGUCAAUGAAAAUGGCACUCAGAUCAUCUACCGUGGCCAAAGCUGUCCGAUGUUGCCCGACAACUGCCCUGCGGAAAAUGUGAAAACUGAUCCUAAAGGUUGUUGCACCUAUUGCAAAAAGCCCACAGAGAGUUGCGCUGCCGUUCAAGUGCCCAUACACGAAACGAGGCAGUUUUUCGGUUUUAUUGAUCCUCAGAAGGGUUUCUGCACUAACGAUGAGCCUCUGGAAGGUUUGACAAAAUGCUCUGGAAAAUGCACGGUGGAAUCCGAAUACUCAAAAUUGAUCGGAGACUUCCAAAGUGUCUGCAACUGCUGCCUGCCCAAAACCUCCGAAAACAGGCCAAUCCUUUUGCGUUGCGACGACGGCAGUACUUUGGAGAAGAUUUAUCAGCAACCUCUUUCGUGCAGAUGCACUUCCUGUUCCGGAACGGACAGAUAUCUCGAAGCCAUGAAUCAGAUAGAAUCUGUGUGAAAAAAAUAAGCCAUCGCAUCGUCUUUUCAUUGUUUCUCAUAAGCUUUUUUUUUUAAAAAUUAAUAAAGUCUUUAAAUAAAA
Argiope bruennichi is the source of this 13333-nucleotide messenger RNA. Its product is annotated as hemocytin-like. The record is from RefSeq and is a predicted model, not a curated record. Gene Ontology annotation, molecular function: protein binding. The transcript has 77 exons. Gene Ontology annotation, cellular component: extracellular matrix. NCBI's taxonomy places the organism in Eukaryota, Metazoa, Arthropoda, Arachnida, Araneae, Araneidae. Bases 173 to 13252 code for a protein of 4359 amino acids.